UGUAAAUGUUUAACAGCUGUUAUGGGAUGAAAUGGCCUGACUGUGUCAUAUCCGUCAGUAUUAACUUAACUGAUGGGCUUUUUAUUGCAACACAUGUCAUUGGAUGCACUGCAUAUUUCACUGUUAUGCAUGUGUGCAGAAGCACAGCCAUCCUGCAGCCACUGAGCAGGCUGGAUAGUUGAGGGAUCUGCUCCUCCAUAUCAGUUUUUAAGGGGUCUGUUUUCUCCACAUCUGAAGGCAGACUCUCGUCUGUAUGAAUAGCUACUGGCGUGAAAUGUGUGUGUCCGCGCGAGUGGUGUGUGUGUGUGUGCGUGGUGGGGGCGUUCUCGACUGACAUCUUCAAACAAUACGAGAAAGAGGAGUGCACGAAUCCGCGCACCCCAGGCUGGGCUCCUUCUCCCUGUAAUAGUGAGCGUCAGCCAUUCUUAAAAACACACAUUUUUGUAGCUUAGUGGAGUGGACUGGAGGGGCGCGAGGAGCGUAAACUGAGCGGACAAAGAUGUAAAUAAAAACAGUCAUCUCCCAGCUGAGCGAGGCGUUCUUCAGCAGAGUUUUUGGAUCAAUCAGGCAGACAGGGGCUUCUUUUGAUUAAACCCCAAAUUGUCAUUGGGCAGAGGUAAUCAUGUGACAGGCAAUUCGGUCCAAUUUCAACCUUGUCUCCAUGAAUUCAAUAGUUUAAUACUCGCUCGGUCCCCAUACGGCCGUAAUCAGUGAAAUAGAAAAAACUCCACCAGGAGAUUUUUUAAUGAUUUUUUCUUCCUCGUCCUCACUGAGCCGCAACAUUUCUAAAAUAUACGCGUGCAAACUUUCCUCGGCUCUCAGGGAGCGGAGAUGAAUUACGAAUUCGAGCGAGAGAGCGGUUUUAUCAAUAGUCAGCCGUCGCUUGCUGAGUGCCUGACAUCUUUCCCCCCUGUCGCUGAUUCAUUUCAAAGUUCAUCAAUCAAGAGCUCGACGCUUUCACGCCCGACACUGAUUCCUCCUCCCUUCGAGCAGACCAUCCCCAGCCUCAACCCGGGCAGCCAUCCGCGGCACGGCCGGCCCAGGCACAGCCCCGAUGGAUGCAGCCCGCUGCCCACAGCCUCCUUACCACCGGAGUAUCCGUGGAUGCGCGAGAAGAAGGCGUCCAAGAGGAACCACCUGCCGACCUCCACCGCCACCACCACCAUCUCCAAUGGACCUGUGUGCUUCUCCCCGAAAGGCUCGCCUGAGAUCGUGGAGAGCGCCGGAGGAGGCGGCGGAGGAGGAGGAGGAGGCUCCCGGCGGCUGAGGACAGCGUACACCAACACGCAGCUGCUCGAGCUGGAGAAGGAGUUCCACUUCAACAAGUAUCUGUGCCGGCCGAGGAGGGUGGAGAUAGCGGCCCUGCUGGAUCUGACCGAGAGGCAGGUUAAAGUGUGGUUCCAAAACCGGCGCAUGAAGCACAAGCGGCAGACGCAGAGCAAGGAGAACCACAACGGGGAAGGGAAAGGGCCGUGCGCCGAGGACGGCAUCCACAGCGAGGAGGAGGAGGACGAAGCGGCCCCUAUGUUCGAGCGGAGCGGGGCCCUGCUGGAGAGAGAUACCUGCUCCUUUCAGAAUAACUCCGCGCAGCAGCUCCACAAUAGCGACGCUUUGGGUUUUGCUGCUGCGCCGCUGAACAGCAAUGACAAAAAUCUGAAACAUUUUCCCAACCCGUCACCCACUGUUCCGGGCUGCAUGUCAACAAUGGGCCCCGGCUCGGCAUCUGGCCCGGACAAUGGCGGCAGUCCCCCGGCCCUGGAUGUUUCUUUACACGAUUUUCAACCAUUCUCCUCGGAUUCCUGCCUACAGCUCUCCGACACAGCCUCACCGAGCCUGUCAGAAUCUCUGGACAGCCCCGUGGACAUUUCCACAGACAGUUUCUAUUUUUUCUCGGAGUCUCUGACUACAAUCGACCUGCAGCAUCUGAACUAUUAACUCAAAUCAAUCACAGUAAUUCUCUCCUUUUUUUGGGACACUAAAAAUCAGGCUUCGGUGGUAUUAACUCUGAUGUUAUUUGUAUAUUCGGCACAUUUAUUCUGUUGAUAUUUGACUUGAGCAUUAAUACAAGGUAAGGAUGGAAUUAAAUCACUGAAUUAGUUCUCUUCAAAACUUGUAAUUACCAUAACAGACUGAUCUUGGAAUGGAAAUUAUGAGUGUGUGAGAGUGUGAAUAAUGACACAAUAUUAGGCCUAUGGAACCUGGUCCUUUUUAUUUUUGUAUAGCUUCCAAUGUCUUGGAUAUUUUUGUUAGAAUACAAAUAACUUGCUACAA
Messenger RNA from Cheilinus undulatus (humphead wrasse), 2271 nucleotides. RefSeq names its product homeobox protein Hox-A2a. Lineage: Eukaryota; Metazoa; Chordata; Actinopteri; Labriformes; Labridae. The coding region runs from base 832 to 1935 and encodes 367 amino acids. Gene Ontology annotation, biological process: regulation of DNA-templated transcription. Gene Ontology annotation, molecular function: DNA binding; DNA-binding transcription factor activity, RNA polymerase II-specific. The record is from RefSeq and is a predicted model, not a curated record. The transcript is spliced from 2 exons.